UACUGAUCGUCAGCAACAAGAUUUUUGGAAAAGUAUUAAUACGCAAGAGUGGAAAUAUAUUGUAUGUACGCGAAAAUGAAUCUUAAACCACGUUUAUUAUUUGUGUUUAUUAUCGUUGUAUUAAUGCACGAGACAACAUCUAAGCAAUUAUAUCCAUCAUCAAUUUGCCUGUUGCCUAUAAAUAGUGGCCCUUGUAUAGCAAAUAUACUGAGAUACGCGUACAAUUCAGCUUCCGGACAAUGCGAACAAUUCGUAUAUGGUGGCUGUGAUAGAAAUGCAAACAAUUUCAAAACUAUGUCCGAGUGUGAAUUGGCAUGUAAAACUAUAUAAUGAUGGACAAAAAUGAUAAGCAAGAGAUUCAAUAAAGAUUUAACAAGAAA
This is a messenger RNA of Acromyrmex echinatior (Panamanian leafcutter ant), 380 nucleotides long. RefSeq names its product trypsin inhibitor. The record is from RefSeq and is a predicted model, not a curated record. Gene Ontology annotation, molecular function: serine-type endopeptidase inhibitor activity. NCBI's taxonomy places the organism in Eukaryota, Metazoa, Arthropoda, Insecta, Hymenoptera, Formicidae.